CUCAAAGUCAUUUACGUCACAGUCAGGAAGCAGGGAUAUCUCCGUGCGAGAGUAAUCCUUCUUCGGCAGUGUUGCUUUGAUUAAACGGUGCAUUUCAGGAGUUUAUUCCCAGCUCUAACCUGUUCUUAUAACUGAAAGGCAGGUGUUGGUGACAGCAUGGCUCCACUCCUGUUGAACCACCUCGUCAGCUCCCUAACCCGCCAUCUGACCCGGAUCACCCUCAGCCGAACCUACCCUAUCACCACCACCACCAUCAUCUCCCGAUGCCUUUCCUCCCUUACAUCCUACCCAGUCAGAGUGCUCCUGAUGCCAGGUAGACCCAUCCAGCCCUUGGCCUUCUCCCCUGGAUCUUCUUCCCAGGGCCGGGUCGCCCUCCAGGGCCAGUGUCAGCACCUGGGCUGCCUCCAGCCCGCUGUAGGGAUGAAAACCAAGAGUGCUCUGAAACGCCGCUGUAAAGACUGCUUCUUUGUGGUGCGGCGGGGACGUCUGUUUGUGUUCUGUAAGGCUCAUCCCAGACACAAGCAAAGGCAGGGAUGAGGUGGUGAUGAUUUGUGUAUGGUCCUGUGAAUUGUUUGUUACUUGAAUUGUAUUGCCACAUUAAAGUGUUUGGAUGCACCUUU
Molecule: messenger RNA, 620 nt
Organism: Salvelinus fontinalis (brook trout)
Lineage: Eukaryota; Metazoa; Chordata; Actinopteri; Salmoniformes; Salmonidae
Gene: mrpl36
Product: mitochondrial ribosomal protein L36
Exons: 2
Coding region: 157-537 (126 amino acids)
Biological process (GO): translation; ribosome biogenesis
Cellular component (GO): mitochondrial large ribosomal subunit; ribosome
Molecular function (GO): structural constituent of ribosome
Source: RefSeq, a predicted model, not a curated record